CAUUCCAACUCUUUAUUACAGUAUAAGACUGGCAAGACUGCAGAGCUCUGUAUGCACUCAGUGAGUGGCCUAUGUGCUGCAUGCAGGGUUGCCAGAUUCAAGAAAUUAGAGGGCUCCGCCUCUUCAGUCAGCGGUCAACAGUGCCCUCUAGAGCGCGUAGCAGUAAUUUCGCGUGAGCUCCGCUGUGACGUCAGAGGCGCGAUGCCUCAGUGCAGUCAUGUGUAUGGAAAGUCAGCUCGCUUUAGAGAUAACAAACAAGGAAAUCAGGACUUUUGUGUAGUCAGACAGCCGGGCUGAGAUCCUACACUCAAUUAUAUCUUAGUUAUAGUUUAGUUUUAAACGUCCAUCGAGUCGUCAUGGCGUCUAUUUUUAGGAAGAAGACUGUUGACGAUAUCAUCAAAGAGCAGACUAAAGAGCUUAGAGGCACACAGAGACAAAUCAGCAGAGACCGUGCUGCUUUGGAAAAACAGGAGAAGCAAAUGGAAAUGGAAAUUAAGAAAAUGGCCAAGGCUGGAAACCGAGAUGCCUGCAAGAUACUGGCCAAGCAGCUGGUCCAACUGAGAAAGCAGAAGAACCGAACUUAUGCUGUGAGCUCUAAAGUGACCUCUAUGUCCACGCAGACCAAGGUCAUGAAUUCUCAAAUGAAAAUGGCUGGAGCUAUGUCUAACACAGCCAAGACUAUGCAGGCUGUCAAUAAAAAAAUGGACCCAAAGAAGACUUUGCAGACAAUGCAUGACUUCCAGAAAGAAAACCUGAAAAUGGGCAUGUCUGAAGAUAUGAUCAAUGACACACUUGAUGAAAUCUUUAGUGAGUCAGGGGAUGAAGAGGAAUCUCAGGACAUUGUGAACCAGGUGCUGGAUGAAAUUGGAAUUGAAAUUUCUGGAAAGAUGGUGAGAGCCCCAUCAGCUGGAAAGAGUCUUCCCGGCGCAUCAAAGACCAAAGCUGAUACCAUUUCCGAUGAGGACAUUGAGAGGCAGCUGAAAGCCCUGGGAAUGGAUUAAACCUCUUUAUACUCUACACCUGUGCUCUCAGAGCCAAAGCAAAGGGCUUAUACUAAAGCACUCAUGUGUACAUGACUUCGCUAGCUGUGGUUAAAGAGGGCCACAGGGCUGCUUCUAAUCAGUGAUUUAAAAAUGUAAAGACCAUGUGGUUUGUAGGAUUUGCUGUAGAUAUCUAAAGACAAAGUGGUGUUGGGGUGAGAAUAUGAAUGGUCUUGUGAAGAAGGUUUCAGAAUCUACUCAGAAUCUAAAGAUCAACCUUCUCUAAACCAGUUUUAUCAAUUUAAGGCUUCAUCUAAUGGUUGUGCAGCACUGCAUAAUCCUUUAAUAUGCUACAAGAUGGAGUUGUUAUAUAGGUUUAGGAGAAAGACCACACCUGAAGCUCAAUCUUCUUACUGGAUAGCUUACUGUAAAUCUACAUAUUUAUCGGAGUUUCUGCAUUUCCCAGCUCUGUUCUAUUCAUCUCUUAUCUGAGUUGGUGGGCCUUGGUGUCACCCAGGUUAUCACCCCAAGUUCACAGAGUUCGCUCCCAUUUUUCUUGAAUUCCUCUUCAUGUCAUUUAACCAAGGACAUGGUUUGCAGUCCCAAAAGUAUGGUGUAAUGGUUUUAGUGUACAUAAUAUUAACGUUCUGGUAAUAUCUGAUAAUUAAAGUUCUGGUACUUUUGCAGCUA
Molecule: messenger RNA, 1670 nt
Organism: Tachysurus fulvidraco (yellow catfish)
Lineage: Eukaryota; Metazoa; Chordata; Actinopteri; Siluriformes; Bagridae
Gene: chmp2ba
Product: charged multivesicular body protein 2Ba
Exons: 6
Coding region: 357-1001 (214 amino acids)
Biological process (GO): late endosome to vacuole transport; protein transport; endosome transport via multivesicular body sorting pathway
Cellular component (GO): multivesicular body; ESCRT III complex
Source: RefSeq, a predicted model, not a curated record